UGCCCUCCCUGCGACAAAUCACUUCUGAAAAGAGUCGCCUGCAGGUACGCUUGUAUCAGCCGCGGAUGCCAGAACCAAUAGAUCGCCACAGCCCAAGCGGUGAUUCAAAGUGCAAGAUGCAUGCGAAAUGCAGACCAAAAAAAAAAAAAAAAAAAAGAGCAAAGAGAGACCAACAGGAAGAAAGCCCUUUCAUCAUACCGCUUUUGUUUAAUAUAUGCAAGCCGCAAAACAACUCAUCAAACCACCCCCUUCCUUAGUGGCUACGUAGUCUCUGCCCUCACUCCGUUUCCUGGGGUGGUAAAAGUUCAGCUCUUUUUGGCUGCAUAUUUUACUACUCGUGUGUAUUCUAUCAUGAUGUCUAGCCUCUCAGCAUACUGCAAGGACUCUCGUUCUCCCCUCAUUCUCUCAUGGGCUCGCAUCUCCCCCUCCCCCCUCACCUCCUUUUACGUCCCCUCCAUCUCGUCUUUAUCCUCAAACACGGCAAAUAUCAAACCGUAGAUGGGAAAAGAAAAAAUUAUUCCCCGGCCGCUUAUUGCAUUCCGAGGCUCCAUGGAUCUCCGGAUAAACUUCUCAUUCUCCUAGCGUAGAUCAUCUGCACAGUCCCGUGCUCGCGGCUCAUGAUUCGAAUUGAUG
Messenger RNA from Trichoderma harzianum CBS 226.95, 633 nucleotides. RefSeq lists its product as hypothetical. Bases 121 to 498 code for a protein of 125 amino acids. NCBI's taxonomy places the organism in Eukaryota, Fungi, Ascomycota, Sordariomycetes, Hypocreales, Hypocreaceae. The transcript has a single exon. The record is from RefSeq and is a predicted model, not a curated record.